UAAAUAUCUCUCAGAUCAUGUUCUACGCCAUUUGGCUUCGAGUAAUUAGCAGCCACAAUGAAAGUCUUGGUUUUCGCAGCUCUCAGUAUCGUUGCUGUUACAGGCGUGCCCUCGUCAAGGGUAAUUGGAGGUUCAUCGGUUUACGUUGAAAGCCAUCCUUCUAUUGCUUCCCUCCAGACAUGGGAUUGGUUUACGAAUAUGUUCUGGCAAGCUUGUGGUGGAAUUAUCCUCAACAAUCGAGCGAUUCUCACUGCUGCCCAUUGUUUAGAUGGUGAUAACGUCGAUCUGUGGCGAAUCCGCAUAGGUUCCAGUUUUGCCAAUACAUAUGGACAAGCCCACUUGAUCGACCGCCAUAUUGCACAUACUUCAUACAGCUCCAGAACUUUGGAGAAUAACAUCGCUAUCUUGCACUCUGUUACUACAUUUACUUUUAAUGAUAGAGCGAGCCCUGCUUCCAUCGCAGGUCCUAACUACCACAUUGCAGACAACCAAAAUGUUUGGGCAGUUGGAUGGGGCCAGAUCUAUGGGUGUUCGGAGCCACGAUCUAUGUCCACUACUCAUGAAAGACGGAUAGGUUCCGAAGCACUCCGUCAAGUUGCACAAGUGAUUAUAAACCAGGAGACAUGCAGAAGCAACUAUGCUGCCCGUGACAUUGCCAUCACUGAUAACAUGUUGUGUUCUGGCUGGCACACCAAUGGUCGUGGACAUUGUGACAAGGACUCCGGCAGUCCUCUCUACCACAAUGGUGUGGUUGUUGGUAUCUUCACCUUCAGUGUUGGCAUUGCCCAAGCCAACUUCCCCAGUGUCCACACUCGCGUUUCCAGCUACACCUCUUGGAUUACCUCGAACGCAUGAUUUAAAAUUUUAACCACUUUAUUUAUUACUUGCUUUUUGAAUUUUACUGAAAUUGUAUAGGAAUCAAUAAAAGUUGAAUUUAA
Messenger RNA from Spodoptera frugiperda (fall armyworm), 938 nucleotides. Its product is annotated as trypsin, alkaline B-like. Gene Ontology annotation, molecular function: serine-type endopeptidase activity. The record is from RefSeq and is a predicted model, not a curated record. The transcript has 4 exons. Gene Ontology annotation, biological process: proteolysis. The coding region runs from base 58 to 855 and encodes 265 amino acids. NCBI's taxonomy places the organism in Eukaryota, Metazoa, Arthropoda, Insecta, Lepidoptera, Noctuidae.